UUCCCAGGACUGCUGCGGGACUCGGAGGCUGCAGGGCGGGGAGAGUGUGGGCCAGGCUGCCGGAGCUGCGAUCACCCGGACCCGGCACGGCUACUGUGGGACAUUUGCACUUUCUUCUUUUGUUUUGCAUCAUUCCCCCCCCCCCCGAAAAUAAGCAAAAACAACAACAAGUCGCGGAGUCCUACGAGUUUAACGCAAAAACGAGAGCCUUCCGAGCGGUGCGAUGGAGGAUGGGAAGCCGGUGUGGGCACCCCACCCAGUAGACGGGUUCCAGCUGGGAACCAUAGUGGACAUUGGAGCCGACAGCCUCACCAUCGAACCUCUCAAACAGAGGGGAAAGACCUUUUUGGCUCCAGUCAACCAAGUCUUCCCUGCAGAGGACGAUGUCAACAAACAUGUGGAGGACAACUGUUCUUUGAUGUACUUGAAUGAAGCCACUCUUCUCAACAACGUCCGUGUGAGAUAUAGCAAAGACAAAAUUUAUACGUUUGUAGCCAACAUCCUGAUAGCAGUGAACCCGUACUAUGACAUCCCCAAGCUCUACUCUGCAGAAACCAUCAAGAAGUACCAGGGCCGGUCGCUGGGCACGCUGCCGCCGCACGUCUACGCCAUCGCUGAUAAGGCGUACAGGGACAUGAAGGUCCUGAAGAUGAGCCAGUCCAUCAUCGUCUCGGGGGAGUCCGGGGCUGGAAAGACCGAAAACACCAAGUUUGUGCUCAGAUACCUGACGACGUCCUAUGGAACGGGUCAGGACAUAGACGAGAGGAUAGUGGAAGCCAACCCGCUGCUGGAGGCUUUUGGGAACGCGAAAACCGUCCGGAAUAACAACAGCAGUCGCUUCGGGAAGUUUGUGGAGAUCCACUUCAAUGAAAAGAACGCUGUUGUGGGCGGCUUCGUGUCCCACUACCUGCUGGAGAAGUCGAGGAUCUGCACGCAAAGCCCCGAGGAGAGGAACUACCACAUCUUCUACCGACUGUGUGCCGGAGCCUCCGAGGACAUCAGGCAGAAGUUUCACCUCAGCUCACCAGACGCAUUCAGGUACCUGAACAGAGGAUGUACGCGGUUCUUCGCCAACAAAGACACAGACAAACAGAUCCUGCAGAAUCGGAAGAGCCCCGAGCACUUGAAGUCGGGCCCGCUGAAAGACCCGCUGCUGGACGACCAGGGCGACUUCAACCGCAUGUGCGUGGCCAUGAAGAAGAUCGGCCUGGACGACACGGAGAAGCUGGACCUGUUCAGGGUGGUGGCCGGCGUGCUGCACCUCGGCAACAUCGACUUUGAGGAGGCCGGGAGCACGUCAGGCGGCUGCACCAUAAAGAACCAGUCGAGCCAAACCCUGGAGCACUGUGCCGAGCUGCUGGGCCUGGAGGAGGAGGACCUGAGAGUCAGCCUCACCACCAGGGUCAUGCUCACAACAGCAGGGGGCACCAAAGGAACGGUUAUCAAAGUGCCGCUGAAAGUGGAACAGGCGAACAACGCUCGGGACGCCCUGGCCAAGGCCGUCUACAGCCGCCUGUUCGACCACGUGGUGACCAGGGUCAACCAGUGCUUCCCCUUCGACUCCUCCGCCAACUUCAUCGGCGUCCUGGACAUCGCCGGCUUCGAGUACUUUGAGCACAACAGCUUCGAGCAGUUCUGCAUCAACUACUGUAACGAGAAACUGCAGCAGUUCUUCAACGAGCGCAUCCUGAAAGAGGAGCAAGAGCUGUACCAGAGGGAGGGGCUUGGAGUCAACGAGGUUCACUAUGUGGACAACCAGGACUGCAUAGAUCUGGUGGAGGCCAAGGUGAUUGGCAUCCUGGACAUCCUGGACGAAGAGAACCGUCUACCUCAACCCAGCGACCAGCACUUUACCGACACUGUACACAACAAACACAAGGAGCACUUCCGCCUGACUGUACCCAGGAAGUCUAAGCUGGCUGUCCACAGGAACGUGAGGGAUGAUGAAGGAUUUAUUAUCAGACACUUCGCAGGAGCCGUGUGUUACGAGACGAUCAAGUUUGUGGAGAAGAACAACGACGCUCUGCACAUGUCUCUGGAGUGCCUGGUUAGCGAGUCCAAGGACCGCUUCGUCCGGGAACUCUUCGAAAACUCCAACAACAGCAAGGACGUCAAGCAGAAGGCUGGCAAGCUGAGCUUCAUCAGCGUCGGCAAUAAAUUCAAGACCCAGCUGAAUAUUCUGUUGGACAAGCUCCGCAGCACGGGCUCCAGUUUCAUUCGCUGUAUCAAGCCCAACCUGAAGAUGAUCAGCCACCAGUUUGAAGGAGCCCAGAUUCUCUCCCAGCUGCAAUGCUCUGGUAUGGUGUCAGUGCUGGACCUCAUGCAGGGCGGCUUCCCCUCCAGAGCUCCUUUCCAUGAACUCUACAACAUGUACCAGCAGUACAUGCCUCCCAAACUCACCCGGCUGGACCCGCGCCUUUUCUGCAAGGCUCUGUUCAAAGCGCUUGGACUGAACGAGAACGACUACAAGUUCGGCCUAACAAGAGUAUUUUUCCGUCCGGGGAAGUUUGCCGAGUUCGACCAGAUUAUGAAGUCCGACCCGGACCACCUGGCCGAGCUGGUGAAGAAGGUCAACAAGUGGCUCAUCUGCAGCCGCUGGAAGAAGGUCCAGUGGUGCGCUCUGUCCGUCAUCAAACUGAAGAAUAAGAUAAUGUACCGGGCGAGUGCCUGUAUCAAGAUGCAGAAGACGGUUCGGAUGUGGCUGUGCAAGAGGAAGCACAAGCCUCGGAUCAACGGGCUGGUCAAGGUGCGCAAUCUGAAGAAGAGGAUGGACCGGUUCAACGAGGUGGUGGCCGGGCUGAAGGAGGGCAAGCAGGAGAUGAGCGUGCAGAUCCAGGAGCUGGAGGCCGCCAUCAACGCCCUGAUGCUCAAAAUCAAAAGCACCAUCAUGUCCCGGAUCGACAUCGACCACGAGUACCAGGCCCUGGUGACCCGGUCGGAGCAGCUGCUGACCGCCAUGCAGAACAAGAAGAAGGAGGAGGAGGAGCGGGAGCGGCUCAAGCGCAUCCAGGAGGAGAUGGAGAGGGAGAGGAAGAGGAGGGAGGAGGAAGAGCAGCGGCGCAAACAGGAGGAAGAAGAGAGGCGUCUGAAAGCGGAGAUGGAGCUGAAGAGGAAGCACGAGGAGGAGGAGAGGAAGAAGAGGGAGGAGGAGGAGCGGAGGCUUCAGAUGGAGAUGGAGCAGCAGCUGGAGGCGGAGCGGGAGGAGGAGGCGGCUCGGCAGGCCGUCCUGGAGCAGGAGAGGAGGGACAGGGAGCUGGCCAUGAGGAUCGCCCAGAGCGAGGCUGAACUGAUUCCCGACGAGGUCCAGAACGACGCAGGCCUGCGCAGUAAUGGCUCCUCAGUUCCAUCGUCCCCAGAGAGAGCAGCAGGUCCGCAGGUGCAGGCCAGCAAGGCCGCCGCCGGCGCCAAGAAGUACGAGCUGAGCAAGUGGAAGUACGCCGAGCUGAGGGACGCCAUCAACACCUCGUGCGAUAUCGAGCUGCUGGCCGCCUGCAGGGAGGAGUUCCACCGCCGCCUCAAGGUUUACCACGCCUGGAAGUCAAAGAACAAGAAACGAAACACCGAGACGGAGCAGCGAGCGCCAAAAUCUGUCACCGACUACGAUCAUGCACCUCCUGUGAAAAAAGCAUCCCAGCAGAACCCGGCCCCGCCCAUCCCAGCCCGGCAGCACGAGGUGGCCAUGAACCGGCAGCAGCGCUACUUCCGCAUCCCCUUCAUCCGGCCGGGUGACCAGUACAAAGACCCCCAGAACAAGAAGAAGGGCUGGUGGUACGCUCACUUUGACGGCCCCUGGAUCGCCAGGCAGAUGGAGCUGCACCCCGACAAACACCCCAUCCUGCUGGUGGCAGGGAAGGAUGAUAUGGAAAUGUGCGAGCUGAGCCUGGAGGAGACGGGCUUAACGAGGAAGCGGGGAGCUGAGAUCCUCCCCCGGCAGUUUGAGGAGAUCUGGGAGCGCUGCGGCGGGAUCCAGUACCUCCGCACCGCCAUCGAGAACCGGCAGGCGCGCCCCACCUACGCCACGGCCAUGCUGCAGAGCAUGUUCAAAUGACGAGCCAGAAGACCAGCGGCGGGCUUCUCGCUUCAAAAACAAAGGGACGAAUGCACCAGCUACCUAACAGACGGCUUCAGAAGCGUACUGCACCAGGUUCUGACUGUAGGGCAUUCAAGUGAACGGCGUUUCUUUUUUUUUGUUGCUGUUUUUUGUUUUUCUUAAUUGUCCUUUUGUCUUUUUUUUUCAGCGUUGUUGUUCAUGUUGUUGGUCUUGCUGGCUUUCGGUUCCUCGAAGUGGCGCGAGGGCAGGGAAGUUUCGCAUUUGAUCCCUAUGCAGAAAAAUCACACUUAUCACAUCCGGUUGUUUUCCAAGGAAUUAUGUUUUCUGUAAUAUUUCUGCAAUUCUAACUAUGAGGCCUUAAACGCUACUUUAACAGGGUUUAAUUGCUGAAAGUAGGACUUUUUCAAAGCUGCCUCCCCAAAAACAAAACGUUUUACUAUUAUUAAUUCAUAUAUGUUUAUAAUUAUGCAUUCCUGAUUACACUGAAGUCUCACUGGUGUGUCGCUUCCAUCUUAACAGCUAGCUGGUGAUCCUACUCAGACUUAAAAUCUGCUGUUUACAUUGUCUUCAUGUAGUUCUUACAGGGCAAUACUUGCACAAGGAGUUGUCAGCUCACCGUUCUCUCUCACCUGAGGCAGUGCUGCAUGAGUGUCAGGUUUUCUCCAGAUUAUUCCUCGUGACUGCACUCGUAAUUAAGUCAAAUAUUUGAUAAUACUUCAGCGUUUUUUACCUUUUUGUCUUUCCAGCCGAAUGUAACUUGAGACAUUGUUGAUUUGUUCAUGUAGUGAUUCCUGUUUGGUUUUGUCUUACUGUUCUCAUUAUGUGUGAUUAAAUGUGUAAAGCUAAUGAUAAAGGUCCAAAAUACCUUCACUUUGAGCCCAACCAUUACUCAUUAAAGGCCACAUUCAAGGUUUUUGGCCACUGCAGUAAUUCAACAUGAUUUUUUUUUUUUUUUUUUUUUCUUAAAAUGCCGCCUGUCUUGGCUUAUCAAGCUUUGUAAUAGGAACAGAAAAUGUAAUUAUGCAACCUCUGAGAUACAACUAAUACACUGAGUAUUUCAGAGUAGAUCAGUGAAUGAGUGUUUGUGCUGCAAUAAAUUCAUCUUAACAAGUCAUUAAUCCCACAUUUAGUCUUACAAUUGUAUCCUCUUAAACAAGGAAAAACAAUCUGCCGACGUGAUGAGAAAAUUUUACUUGUUUCCAAAGCCGUCUCGCUUGUCUUAAGGGUUUCCGUUGAUCUUGAUUAAGGUAGAUCACCCCAUUUUGUCCAUUUGUCUCAUGACGCUGCUUCUUAUUUCCAGAAAAUUCUUGACACAAGUGACAUUUUCAAAACCCGUUAUCAGAUUGUUUCGCUUGUUUUAAGAACAUUAAGGCCCAGUAUACACAUAAGUGACUUGUCAAGAUGGACAUUUUUUUGCUAUAUGCGAGAAGCGAGUUGGGCAACCUUGUACAAUGCACUGGUACUCACCCUUGAACUGGAACAUUCAUACAACACUGAAUAUUUUCUAUAAUGCCGCAGCAAAGAGUAAUACUCCAACUGGAAUGUACGCGUUUAUUUUUAAGAGUACGCUUUCUACUCCGGUUGGUUUGGGCAUGUGAGAUUGUUGAGUAAAGCAAUAAUAAUUCACGCAAACUAAGCUAAGAAAAAAAGGGGGGCGUCCUUUGCCAUGUACAUACACAUUAUAUAGACAAUCUCUCGUGAUGCUAGACCUGCGCUCUUCAAGUUGAGGCUGCUAAGUCUUGAGGUUGUUCCUAAUACGCUCUGCUCUGCACAAGCGAAUGGCCACUUGAAUUGUCUGAACGCAUGAGGAUUGAUUUUUGCUUGCAGACUGUCUGAACCCCUUUACACCUCGCAUUAGCGUGCAUCCUGGUACUCCAAGUGCAGAAAAUACAUGAAAUCUCCAUGCAGAUGCUUCCGAGACGCUUUUAAGAUACAUUCAGACAGCAGCUUUGUCUUAUAAAAAUCUGACUGCCAGGUUAAAAUGUACUUUAGACCUGGAUCGGAUUUUUACAUUUAGUUAUAUAAUGGCUUGCUGUCAUCUGGAUGUUAGCAGUCAUUGUGGAGAUGCAGAUGCACACGUUUUCUGUCCAGCUCUUCAGACUGAUGCAGAGGUUUCUCUGCUUAUCCCGACUGCAAGACAAGAAACUGGGGAACAAUACAGUCACCAUAAAGAAGUUUGCAUUUAAUUGGCUGCUUUCAGAGCGGAACAGCACCACAUAGACAGAUUUAGAUCAGAUUUGAUUGGAAUCUGAUAUGAAAAGUGUGUUCUUUUGCCAUUCAGACUGACUCGCAUCAGAUCUGAAAAAGAAACAGGAUGGAAAUGCUUUUCUGGACACAACCAAAUGCAGUGCGUCUAUAGGAGCUACGUACAAGCAGAGGUACUUUCAGGAAGCCCUCGCAAACCAAAUAGGUGUCAGAGAGCUCAUAUAGUAACAUAUAUGUUUAAAAAAAAAAAAAAAAAAGAAUGCUCAGAUGAGUUCUUGAUAGUGAGUAUGUGAGGUGAAGUGUGUGCUGUCAGUUUUAAAGAAGGUAUGCAUUUUAAUGGCAGGUGUAAAGGGGCCUUUGCCAUGUUCUGAGGUGAGUCCUUGGACUGACUCCUUGGAGAAUUUCCUCAAAUGUACAAGAUGUCUGGCAUUCGGUAUGAUCCGUUUCUCUACAUGCAUUACAAUCAUUCCUCGGAAAGCACUGCCUUUUUUCCACUGUCGUUUUUUCUAAUGCUGAUCUCUCUAACAGAUGAAUAAAUGCAUUCCAUGUUUCACUCA
Messenger RNA from Myripristis murdjan (pinecone soldierfish), 6813 nucleotides. It is a transcript of the gene myo6a, whose product is annotated as myosin VIa. The coding region runs from base 224 to 4048 and encodes 1274 amino acids. The transcript is spliced from 34 exons. Gene Ontology annotation, biological process: inner ear auditory receptor cell differentiation; inner ear morphogenesis; actin filament-based movement. The record is from RefSeq and is a predicted model, not a curated record. Gene Ontology annotation, cellular component: cytoplasm; actin cytoskeleton; plasma membrane. Gene Ontology annotation, molecular function: actin filament binding; microfilament motor activity; ATP binding. NCBI's taxonomy places the organism in Eukaryota, Metazoa, Chordata, Actinopteri, Holocentriformes, Holocentridae.